AUGAUCGAGAAUUUAGUCAAAGACGGAGCAGAGGCAGCUAGACUGGCAUUUUCAUCUUCGGUGGAAACUCCCAUUCUUCCCCUCCCAAAAGAGCGACUAUCCCUCUCGCACCGCCUCAAUUGUUUCUUCCGACUCUGGUUGCUCAAAUUCCUCGCGACCCUCUACUUCCUCUACCUCCGCCUCUUCCAUCCUCCUCAACCGGGCACUCAACCCACACUCACCAAGCGCUACGCCUGCCGCCCAACUCUGGAAACUCGCAUCUUCUAUCCACGAUCUUACAACCCCGCCGAGCGCCAACUCCUCCCCCUCUACCUAAACAUCCACGGCGGUGGCUUUGUAAUGUGCGAUGCCACCGUCGACGAUUCCUUCUGUAGUAGUUGGGCCAAUCGUACUGGAAUGCUAGUCGUCAGCCUUAACUAUCGCAAAGCGCCGCUCCACCCCUUCCCGACUGCCACAUUUGAUGUUGCCGAGGUAGCCAAGUAUGUGUUAGCCGAUGAAUCUCUCCCAAUCGAUCACUCUCGGAUCGCCAUCGGUGGCUUCAGCGCGGGCGGAAAACUUGCACUGUCUGCCUCACAAUGUCCCGGUCUGAAAGGCCUGGUCAAAGCAGCGGUAAUAUACUAUCCAAUCGUGGAUUUUGGUCACCCGCCCAACGAAAAGCUGGAUUCAAGACCAUAUAAAAAUGGUCCAAAUGAUUCGCUGGAAAAGACAUCCUGGUGGCUGGACUGGGGGUAUGUGCGUGUAGGGCAGAACCGGAGGGAUCCAUUACUCAGUCCAUUGUACGCGGGGAAGCAUGAGCUACCGCCAUGGAUUUAUAUGAUUGGGGCACAGUGGGAUAUGCUCCGAUUGGAGUCUCAGGAGAUGAUUCACCGGUUGGCCGGGUUGGACGAUAGAGUUGGGGUUGAGCAAGAGGAGGACUUCGAGGUGGGCAAGUAUAAGUGGACCUUGGCAAGGGGUUGUCCGCAUGGGUUUACCCACGCAUCGCCGGGACGGAAGAAGGGGGGUAACAGUAAGAUGAGGAGAGAGGAGGUUACGCAGGGGAUUUAUGCGGAGGCCCAUAAGUGGUUGAAAAAGUCUCAGGUGCUUUCUUAG
This is a messenger RNA of Penicillium verhagenii, 1089 nucleotides long. RefSeq lists its product as uncharacterized. The record is from RefSeq and is a predicted model, not a curated record. Gene Ontology annotation, molecular function: hydrolase activity. The transcript has a single exon. Lineage: Eukaryota; Fungi; Ascomycota; Eurotiomycetes; Eurotiales; Aspergillaceae. Bases 1 to 1089 code for a protein of 362 amino acids.